ACUUGUUUUCUGAAGACUUUCCUUACUUGCAGUCUCAUCAUAAAAUUUUACCAGCAUGUCCUUUCCUUUGUCUUCACUGUGAAGGAGAUCAAUGAGAAUCCACAAAUCUUGCCCAAUGUUACCUUUGGAUUUCACAUCUAUGACAGCUACAAUAAUCCAAAGUUGACUUAUCGGACCACUCUGGACAUGGUCUUCAAAUCACAUAUAUUUGCCCCCAACUACAGAUGUGGCACCAGGAAAAAUCUCAUGGCCAUCAUUGGAGGACUUGGAUCAGAUACUUCAUCCCAUAUAGCAGACAUGGUAGAUUUUUACAAGAUUCCACAGCUCCACCCAUUUCUUCAAGGCACUUCUUUCAACAACUCAGCAGGAGAGGGAGUGUCCUUUAAUGAGAAGAGGGAAGUUGCAGGAGGGUUUGAUAUCAUCAACAUGAUCGUUUUUCCAAACAAGUCCAUCCGGAGUGUGAAGGUUGGAAGACUAGAUCCCGAUGCAUCUUAUGGAAAUGAAUUGAUCAUUAAUGAAUAUCAGAUUGAAUGGCACAGAGGUUUUAAUCGGGUUCUUCCAGUUUCUCUGUGUAAUGAAUAUUGUCACCCUGGAUAUUGGAAGAGAAAAUCUGAAGAGAAAAGUUUCUGCUGCUACGACUGUGUUGCAUGUCCACAGGGAAAGAUUUCAACUGAGAUAGACACAGAAGAUUGUUUCAAAUGUCCUGAGGAUCAGUAUCCAAGCAAAGUGCAAGAUCGAUGCCUUAACAAAACAAUGAGUUUCCUGUCUUUUGAAGAACCUUUAGGAAUCAGUCUGGCCUCAGCUUCUGUUUCCUUUUCCUUCAUGACAGUCAGUGUGCUUGGAAUUUUUCUUAAGCGUAGAGAUACCCCCAUUGCCAAGGCCAAUAACCGGGACCUCACUUACACUCUCCUUAUUGCCCUCUUACUGUGCUUUCUCUCUUCCUUGUUAUUCCUUGGUCAGCCAGGGAAAGUAACCUGCCUUUUCCGGCAACCAGCAUUCAGCAUCAUCUUCUCAGUUGCUGUUUCAUGUGUGUUAGCUAAAACUAUUACGGUGGUUGUAGCUUUCAUGGCUACUAAACCAGGUUCUUCAAUGAGAAAAUGGGUGGGAAAAAGAUUGGCUCUUUCCAUUGUCUUUUCUUGUUCUUUUCUUCAAGCAGUCCUUUGCAUUAUAUGGUUGGCAACAUCUCCUCCCUAUCCUGAGUUAAAUAUGCAGAUCCUCAUGGAAACUAUGAUUCUGCAAUGCAAUGAAGGUUCCAUCUUCAUGUUCUAUUGUGUGCUGGGCUAUCUGGGCUUCUUGGCCAUCGCCAGCUUUAUUGUGGCUUUUCUUGCCCGUAAUUUACCUGAUAGCUUUAAUGAAGCCAAGUUCAUCACCUUCAGCAUGUUGGCUUUCUGCAGUGUUUGGAUCUCUUUUGUUCCAACCUAUCUGGGCACCAGAGGAAAAGCCAUGGUAGCUGUGGAGAUCUUCCCAAUCUUAUCCUCCAGUGCUGGAUUAUUGGGAUGCAUCUUUUUCCCAAAAUGCUUCAUCAUUGUGUUGAGGCCAGAACUAAAUAGCAGGCACCAACUAAUCAAACGAAACAAUUAA
Messenger RNA from Notechis scutatus (mainland tiger snake), 1581 nucleotides. The record is from RefSeq and is a predicted model, not a curated record. NCBI's taxonomy places the organism in Eukaryota, Metazoa, Chordata, Lepidosauria, Squamata, Elapidae.